CAAUGCAUGGUAAAACUCAUCUGCCCAUUCGCGCGAAAUAAUUUCACGGAAAAUGGUGCUCAUCGCGACGUCCGUUCCGCUUCGAUCGGUGGCCAACCAAUUCCUGGGGGCACUCGCAGUGAACAUCAUCACUCUGGGGCAUGGCGCGGUCAUCGGAUGGGUUUCACCCGCGCUACUCUACCUGCAGUCCAACGGGGACCACCUGACCACGGGACCGGUGACCAUCGAGCAGGCCUCCUGGAUUGGGUCGACCCUCUGCAUCGGGGGACUGAUUGGGGCGACCGUGUUUGGGGCGUUGGCCGAUCGGUGUGGGAAGCGGCUUGGCCUGCAGCUUAUUGCAGUUCCACAGCUGGGCUUCCUGCUGUGCGUUCUGCAGGGCACCAACGUUUACCACAUCUACCUGGGUCGCGUCCUGGCGGGAAUCGGUGGCGGUGGAAUCCUGCGGGCCAUCCCGAUGUACAUCGCAGACAUUGCCGACUUUCGGCUGCGUGGAAUGUUGGGCUCACUGCUGGUGAUAUCGCUCAAUCUGGGCACCCUGGGAGGAUUCAUCCUGGGCAGCUAUCUCCACUACGGGACCGUUCCGUUGGUCAUGUUGGCCGCUCCGGUACUUUUUCUGGCCGCGACCAGCUUCCUGCCGGAGACGCCGUACUGUUUGCUACGACAGAAUCGAAACGAAAAAGCCGAACGAUCUUUGAUGUUCUACCGCGGCAUUCGGGGACACUUCCAGAAGACGAGCUACUUCAAUCGAGAGUUUGAGCAGCUGAAGAAGUUGGUUCAGGUUGAGCGGGAGUCGGCCGAUGAUAACCGGGUCACGUGGGCUGAUUUUUUGAACAUAAUCUCCCUGGCCCAGGGCACGGCCAUCGGAUGGCUAUCGCCGUUCCUGCCCCUGCUGAUCUCAACCAACUCCCCUCUGAACGCCCCCGUAACGGACAUCCAGGCCACCUGGAUUGCGUCGCUGCUGUGCGUGGGUGCCAUCUUCGGCACGGUUCUGUUCGGCUGGUCGGCGGACAAAUUUGGCCGGAAGUUUUCACUGUGCAUGGCCGCCCUCCCCCUGAUCGGGUUCUGGGCCUGCGUGGCCUUCGGAGGAUUCGUUGAAGUUCUGUACGCUGCCCGACUGCUGGCCGGCCUCGGCGCUGCCGGAGUGUUCCUGCUGGUGCCACUGUACGUCACGGAGAUUGCCGAGGAUAGGAUACGAGGAACCCUUGGGUCGUUCUUCAUCCUGUUCAUCAACAUGGGCACGCUGGUGUGCUUUAUCGCUGGAACCUACAUGUCCUACCACGUGACCUCGUACGUCUUGAUCCUGUUGCCAAUCUUGUUUUUGGUGUGCUUUAUUCGGCUUCCGGAAACGCCCCAGCAUUUGAUCAAGUGUAACAAAAUUGAAGCCGCUGAGGGGGCGCUCAAGUUCCUGAGGGGAUACACUACCUCUCCGGAGCAUUUGGAACAGCUGAAGGAGGAAAUGAGCCGCAUGAUGAGCACCAUCGCUAUUCGUGGCAAGGAAGGUGAAUCCGGGGAGGAUUCAUCAAUUCGACUAGCGGACUUUGCUCCCUUCGCCACCAAGAAGGCCCUCCUGAUCGGCAUGGUCCUUGUGACGCUGAACCAGUUCUCCGGCUGCUUCGCCCUCAUCAACUACACGGCGCACAUCUUCGCCGAAGCCGGCUCGAACCUGGACCCGAACGUGUCCGCCAUGGUCGUGGGCGCCAUCCAGCUGGCCGGCUCGUACGUAUCCACGAUGGUGGUGGACCGGUGCAAGCGGAAGGUCCUGUACAUCGUUUCGUCGUUUGGAUCCGCAAUUGGGUUGGGGAUGAUGGGAGUCCACGCGUACCUGGCCGUUUCCGGAUUCGACGUCAGCAAGAUCAGCUGGCUGCCGGUGGCCAGCUUGUCGUUUGUGAUCUUCAUCGCGUCGGUUGGAAUACUGCCGCUGACGUUUGUGAUACUGUCGGAGAUUCUGCCGCAGAAGCUCCGCAGCUUCGGCGGAUCGCUCUGCACCACGUUCCUGUGGGUCGUCAGCUUCAUCGUGGUCAAGUACUUCCCGGUGAUGGUCGAGGUCCUGGGGAUGCACGGCUGCAUGUGGACCUUUGCCGGGUGCUGCCUGUUUGGGGUGCUGUUCAACGCGUUCUUCGUGCCGGAAACGCGCGGCAAAAGCAUCGACGAGAUUACGCUGGCCAUGAAGAGCCGGAGCAAGGCCACGUAAGGGGCCGGGGUGUUCCGGUAGAAUGGGAGUGCAGUGCCAUAAGAGUGCCAGUGAGAGGAUGUGUGGAGCGAUAAUCUUAACCAAGAAUCGAAAAUGUUGUGAUUAUAGUUGUUACCUAUUGAAACCCUAGAAUUUAGUACAAACUGAAUUGUAAGAAAAUAUCUUAAAUUAUUAUGAACAGUUCCUGUUAUGUAACGCAGAAAAGUGUAAAUAAAAUUUGAUCGUAUUUAUUAAUAA
Messenger RNA from Culex quinquefasciatus (southern house mosquito), 2428 nucleotides. Its product is annotated as facilitated trehalose transporter Tret1. The record is from RefSeq and is a predicted model, not a curated record. Lineage: Eukaryota; Metazoa; Arthropoda; Insecta; Diptera; Culicidae. Gene Ontology annotation, cellular component: membrane. Gene Ontology annotation, molecular function: sugar transmembrane transporter activity. Bases 53 to 2191 code for a protein of 712 amino acids. The transcript has 7 exons. Gene Ontology annotation, biological process: carbohydrate transport; transmembrane transport.